UUUUCUGUUUGUGCUUACUAAACAUCGGUCAGUAAAUAUUUGUAGACAGUUGCAGUACGAUUUUUAUUGUUUUGACCAAUGAGUUUUUAAUUUGAAAUAAAAAUAUGGGUUUGAGGAAAUAAAGUUUUGGUUGCUAAGGGCGGAAGCGGAAGUGACUCCAUGACGUUAUUUUUGUUAUGUAUACCAGCUGAUCAUCAGCAAGAGCAUCACAUAGAAUAGCCGCAACGCUGGGAAUCGUACACAAUAGCUGGUCUAGUUUUAUUUUUUAUUUUUUUUUUCAUUAUUAUUAUUAUUAUAUCACAAUUUCUUGCCCUUUUGGGUUAUUCAGGAUUUAUUUAGCAGCCUAUUCAGAUGAGCAAUUUGAUCGCCAGGGUGCUGUGCAGGCCAUAACACUGGCCUACUACGCUAGCGUUAGAUCCGGCAGCAGAUAUUAAACUACUACGUGGGUUGUGCAAACAAUAUGGACUUUUCACCCGCUGUAAGAGCAUCCAGUGGUUUUCAGAUUCUCAGUGACUAAGAAAAAACCCUCUCGAGAUUGUUCGACAGAACAGCUGAAGAGGGAGACAGUUGAAGUUGCCAGCAGGAGACUACACCGUCAUAUAUUAGUGUUGUUGUUGGUCUCCAAUGUCAGACAGCGCGGUUAUCACCCUCCCAUUCAUAUCGCUACAAUAGAAUCGAAAGAAAAUGUGGUUGAAACUCUUUUUCUUGCUUCUUUACUUUCUGGUUCUGUUUGUCCUGGCUCGUUUUUUUGAAGCCGUUGUGUGGUAUGAGACGGGGAUCUUUGCCACGCAGCUGGUGGAUCCUGUGACACUGAGCUUUAAAAAGCUGAAGACCAUCCUCGAGGGGAGAGGGCUGGGAUACUCCGGCCUGGCCGAGAAGAGGGACGUCCGAGAGCUGGUUGAAAACUCUGGAGAACUGAUGCAAGGGGAGCUCUAUUCGGCUUUAAAAAAUGAAAAAGAAGAAGCAGCAUCAGAUUCCAGCACCAGUUUUAGUGGGGAGAUGCACUUUUAUGAGUUAGUGGAAGACACUAAGGAUGGCAUCUGGUUGGUCCAGGUAAUAGCCCAAGACAGAAAUCCAUUAUUGAGCACAGCCAACUGGGGGAAAAUGGUACAGAAAGUUUCUCGCUUUGGCAUUCGCACUGGUACUUUCAACUGCUCGAGUGAUUUCAGAUAUUGCCAUAAGCGUGGCUGGAUGAAGUCCACUCUGAUCAUGUCAGUUCCUCAGACUUACUCCUCUAAAGGAAAGGUCGUACUUAAAGAGUAUAAUGGAAGACGCAUUGAAACCGAACACAUCUUCAAAUGGAUGACUGCACACGUGGCCUCGCGCAUCAAGACAAUUCGUUUCUCACAACAGUUAACGGAUGACUGGUAUCAGAGAGAAAAACAGCCUGUGAAGAUGUUCUUGUUUGCCAAACUGCUCCAGCCUCCUGCCUUCUUCUCGGCUCUCAGCAUCAAAUUCACAGGGCGCAUUGACUUCAUCUUUGUUGAUGUUCGCAACUGGGACAACACCACUUGCUUGGAGGAGAUCGGGGUGCAACAUCUGCCCUCAUAUAUUCUCAAAACACCAGAGGGUAUUUACAGAUACGGCAACAGCACUGGGGAAUACAUUUCAUUGCAUGCCAUGGACACAUUCCUACGUUCCGUUCAACCAGAGGUCAAUGAUCUAUUUGUUCUGAGCUUGGUCAUGGUUAACCUGAUGGCCUGGAUGGACCUUUUCAUAACACAAGGAGCCACGAUUAAACGCUUUGUGGUUCUGAUCAGCACACUAGGAACUUAUAAUUCUUUACUCAUCAUCUCUUGGCUCCCGAUACUUGGAUUCCUUCAGCUACCAUAUUUGGAUAGCUUCUAUGAGUAUAGUCUUAAACUGCUGCGCUAUGCAGACACAACCACUCUUGCCUCUUGGGUCAGGGCAGAUUGGACCUUCUAUUCUUCACAUGCUGGACUUUUCCUGAGCACGUAUCUGGCCCAUGGGCUCCUCAUAGACUACUUUGAGAAAAAGAGAAGAUGCAGCAAUGAAGACCAAAAUGCAAACAACCUAGAGUGGUUGUCCAGCCUUUGGGAUUGGUACACCAGCUAUUUGGUACAUCCUAUUGCUUCCUUUCAGAACGAGUCAGAUUGGGAUGAUGAUCCUAAUUUCCUUUUGGAAAGGUUGGCAUUCCCUGACCUAUGGCUUCGUCCUCUUGUUCCCAUCGACUACAUCAAAAAUCUACCCACUUGGAGGUUCCGGUGUACAAGGUCCAAGGGGACCACCAGAAUGGACCAAGAUAACCCAACGAACAACACAGAGCACUUGUCAUUCAUGAAACCAGGGAGUGAGCAGCAAGAACACGACAACAGUUCAGAGAGUGCCAAUGCAAGGAGUUCAUCUGGGAUGAGGUCCCAAGAGUCCUGGUCUUCUGAAGAGGAACAGGACACUGAUUGGUCCCAGUGGCCCUGUGGCAUGCUUCAUUGCACAGAAUGUGUCGUUUGUUUAGAGAACUUUGAAACGAAAUGCCUCGUCAUGGGACUGCCGUGUGGUCAUGUGUUUCACCAGCAGUGCAUUGUGGUCUGGCUGGCAGGUGGGCAGCACUGUUGUCCAGUGUGUCGGUGGCCAUCUUAUAAGAAGAGACCAGCGAGACAACCAUAUGCAGAUUUUCCCCCUGAACCAGAAUAGCAGAUUCCAUUUACUGACAACCCAAAAUAACUUAUGAAUACUUGAUGUGCCCAUCGCUAGUUCUUUAGGCCUUAUGUUAUGAAUACUGUUUUUAUUUUGGGUGGUAUUAACCUGCAUACACAUUAGUUCAUUAUGGCAGAUUUUGGACAUGUUAAGUCUAGGCAUGGACUACAUACUAAUUAGAAAUGUAGAACUAAUCUUUUUAGUUCUUGCCUAAUGCUUAAUCUAUACCAAAAACUGGAUUAUGGGGUACCUAAACCUUGCUAACAUGAUUAAAAUGUAUACUUAGAGAAUAUGUGUAAAAAAAAAAUUACAGUUUUGUAAUUGGCAAAGUCAUGCACUUUUUUUUUUUCGUAACAGAGAAGGUAAUGGCACAACUAUUGAAUAGACAAAUUUCGUUCUUAGCUUUCAUGAAGUCUAGUGAUGAGAUAAAAGUAAAAAAUAAUCCCCAUAAGAUUCCAUGGAUUUGUUUAAUGUGUGUUCAGUUUAUAACUGUAAUGGAAAUACAAUGUAAAAUUAAGUUUCACCAAUCAACCACAGACAUGCAUCUCGACUGAUUAUCAGUAAUUUGAUGCUUUGACCUUUCUCAGGUGGACAGUUCUGACCAUUAUUUAACAUUGUAGUGUUUUGGGGGGUUCUACUAGAGUAAGGGUGUUGGUGAUUUGUUUAAUUAGAUGCUGAUAGUCAUUGAGUAGUUGUCUGCGAGAGGACAUGGAUUAAAGCAAGUUAAAAUCAUUUGUCAAACCAAACAAAUCGGGUAUGUUGUUGAAAAUAGGUGGUCUCAACUGUAGCCAUGUAACUAAAACUCUUCACUGAUGACUGAUUUAACGGCUAUCCAGUUUUACACAUGGAACAAGACAUGAAAGUCCUCAAAGGUGACAUAUUAAUAUGGGGUAUACCAGAGUACCCUGCCAAAGCACAUUAUAUAGUGGCAAACUUAGUAGACAACUACCCAAGUUGUGUUAUGUCUCAAAGGAGGAAAAAAUGCCCCAGAAAUGUGGGUAAUAGUUCAGAUUUAUUAGUGAUUACCUGUUUAUUUUGAGGUGGUUAAAUUUGGGCACAUCAAUGUCAGAUUGACUUUUUAUACACCUAAAAUUGAAGUCUGCUUGAAUUAUCACAAUAUAUGUGGUGAAACGUAGAACAGUGUAUUGAGUUUUCCAACUCCAACCGAGUUUGUCCCAAAAAUACGACCUUCUACAUGGCCAUGUUAAAUGUUAGCUUGCUUAAAUCAAGCUGAUAUAACAUAAUCAAGCAUUUCAACGAUAAAAGGAUGUCUUGACCCUAGCCAGCAUUUAUUUCAACAAUGCUUUUGAAACGUGUAAAAUAACUGCAUUGUCAUCAAAGCUCGACAAAGUAUUCAUCCAGACUAAAAGAUAUAGGCAAUAAAAUCUGAUCAUUUGACCAAAUCCCCAAUGUUGCAUUCGAGAAAGAGGAUCUGAAGCAAAUGUUGUCUUUCCUUAUAUUUAAUACAAGCAAAAAAAAAAAAAUUUGUCAAACUUGCUUGCAUACAAAGUAAAAUGGCUGACUGACCCGCCUGCUAGAUUCCACUACUCAAAUCAGGUUGGGGGGUUUUCCCAGUAAAGCAUGGAGCUUGGUUGUUUUUCCAGGCCAGCAUUGGCCUGCAUUGUAAAAUCUUUAUUAAUGACCUUAACCCACUGACUUCAGCUGUUUGUGUGAAUCUGAAACCAAAUUUGGCACAUUUGUUUACUGUGAUGUUCAAGCCAUUAAAGUUGACUUUCACCUUU
Molecule: messenger RNA, 4397 nt
Organism: Silurus meridionalis
Lineage: Eukaryota; Metazoa; Chordata; Actinopteri; Siluriformes; Siluridae
Gene: rnf103
Product: ring finger protein 103
Exons: 4
Coding region: 685-2652 (655 amino acids)
Biological process (GO): protein ubiquitination
Cellular component (GO): endoplasmic reticulum
Molecular function (GO): ubiquitin-protein transferase activity
Source: RefSeq, a predicted model, not a curated record